Vitis riparia (riverbank grape) is the source of this 1519-nucleotide messenger RNA. RefSeq names its product protein STRICTOSIDINE SYNTHASE-LIKE 2-like. Gene Ontology annotation, molecular function: strictosidine synthase activity. The record is from RefSeq and is a predicted model, not a curated record. Gene Ontology annotation, biological process: biosynthetic process. Bases 219 to 1349 code for a protein of 376 amino acids. NCBI's taxonomy places the organism in Eukaryota, Viridiplantae, Streptophyta, Magnoliopsida, Vitales, Vitaceae. The transcript has 3 exons.
AAGAAAUCAAAGUUAGUGACCCACUAUGACAACAUUUGAUAAAACCCAUUGCCACUUUUGCUAGAAUCAUUGCCCAAUAAAAUAACGCCCAGAUCCCCGAAAACAACGCCUCACUUGCCGCAUCUUUUUUUUUUUUUUUUUCUCUUAUAUAUGGAGAAAUGUAUGUAAUUAUAUGUCAUUCAUAAACUCCUACUUCUCCUCAUCAUCGAUUGGAGUCCAUGGCCAUGAGCUCGAAGCUCCUCCUCGCCGCAGCUGCAGCUGCAGCUUUUCUAAUCACUGCCUUAAUCGCCGGCAAGCGUACGAGUUUGUCUUCUCCGGAGUUUGAUUCCGAGAAAUUCUCAAACCAGAAAGGUGCGGUUAUUCCAAUUCCAAUUCCGGGUGCAAUAGGGCCGGAGAGUUUGGCGUUCGACUUUGUUGGCGGCGGACCCUACACCGGAGUAUCGGACGGCCGGAUAAUCAAGUGGGAGGAAAAUGAUGGGAGGUGGGUGGAUUUUGCAACGACGUCUUCAAAGAGAGAAGGGUGUAGAGGAUCCCGGGAUCACGUGCCCUUGGAGCACAUUUGCGGGCGCCCAUUGGGCCUGAGUUUCAGCGAGCUCACCGGUGAACUCUACAUUGCUGACGCUUAUAUGGGCCUUCUCGUUGUGGGCCCCAAUGGCGGGCUUGCAUCUACAGUUGCUUCCGAAGCCCAAGGCACUCCUUUCGGUUUCACCAACGGGGUGGAUAUCCAUCAAACAAACGGAGCGGUAUAUUUCAGCGACAGCAGCUCACGCUACCAAAGGAGGAAUUUUGUGGCUGCGAUAAUCAGUGGAGAUAACACAGGAAGAUUAAUGAAAUAUGAGCCAGAAAGCAAACAAGUAACAGUUCUUCUCCGGAGUCUAGGGUUUCCAAAUGGAGUAGCGUUGAGCAAAAAUGGCGACUUCAUUCUACUUUCAGAGACUUCCCGCUGCAGAAUUCUAAGAUUUUGGCUUCAAACAUCUAAAGCUGGGACUGUUGAAGUUUUCACUCUACUCCCUGGGUUCCCGGAUAACAUCAAAAGGAACAGCAAAGGGGAGUUCUGGGUGGGAAUGCAUUCAAGAAAAGGAAAGCUUUUGGAGUGGUUUCUUUCAUAUCCUUGGAUAGGGAGAACUUUGCUUAAGCUUCCAUUUCCCCACGGUUUUCUUUCGUUUUUCUCCAAGUGGAGAAAGACUGGGUUUGCAGUGAAGCUGAGUGAGGAAGGCGAAGUACUGGAAAUCUUCGAGCCCGAGAAUGGAAAUGGAUGGAUCAGUUCUAUCAGUGAAGUGUACGAGAGAGAUGGGAGUCUAUGGAUUGGAUCCGUAACCACGCCUUGUGUGGGAAAAUAUGAAAAGUGAGUUUAUAAACAUGCAUGCAUGAAAGGAUCUUUGACUAAAGUUGCAGUGGCAUAUGUAUAGAAUUGGAUGUGCAGUGACCAUCGCAUGUUGGGACGACUGACUUGUUUACUGCAUUCAUUUUCUUACUGUUAAUCCCUGUCUUUCUUUCUAAAAAAAAACUUUGAACUGUU